ACGUCUCCACCAAAAAAUAGGCUCGACCCCAGCAAGAUUUAUUAUGACAGAAUUUGUUUCAACGUUCAAACCACGGUUUUGCGGAUUCAUGGCACAAAUUGACUUUGUGUUUGUGGCGUAUGCCGAAAUUCCAAACAAAGGGCGUUCCUUCUUCAAGUGUGGGUUUUGGAGAUGGUGUUCAAGUUCGGACGCAAGACAAACGCCUGAAUUCGAGGAAGAUGGGAAAAAACCGGCCCCAUCCCCUCCCGCCGGCGCCGGGUCCAAGAAGGAAGAUACCCACUCCGGCUUCUGGGGCGAAACGUGUGGUUUCAUCACAGACCUGUAUGACCCAAAAGAUAGCAAACCAGAUAUUGGAGGGCGGGAUUUCUCGCGUAACCUGUUCCGACACAUGAAUCUAGCAGGAGCAAUCCCAAUUAUGAUCGGAGCUUCCUUUGCAUUUGCAUGUGCGGGCCAGUGCUUCAUGCAGGUGGUGGCAAUUCUGGAUCGAAAGAAAUGCGGACUGAAAGCGCUGAAUAUCACAACUGCAACACUAGCUGACCCAUUUUCAAACGUCUCUGACUCGAACCCUGAAACUCCUAACCCUAGUUUUUGA
Symsagittifera roscoffensis is the source of this 592-nucleotide messenger RNA. RefSeq lists its product as uncharacterized. The record is from RefSeq and is a predicted model, not a curated record. The coding region runs from base 44 to 592 and encodes 182 amino acids. The transcript is spliced from 5 exons. NCBI's taxonomy places the organism in Eukaryota, Metazoa, Xenacoelomorpha, Acoela, Convolutidae.